GUAGUUUCGAAGUUCUCUAUAAAUACCGAUUCACAUAGUGCGCAUUUCAAAAGUGUUCUGAACUUUCGUUCAGUGUAUAAAUACAAUAUUUAUUAUACAAUAAUAAUUCUAUUGUUCUGGAUUUUUUAACUUUUUGAGAAACAUGGUUUCUUUAAAAAGAAUUUUGCUGUUGUGUCUAUUUAUCUUUGUUCUGGUACACAGCUUUCCGAAAUUGUCAAAGAAGAAACUUGGAUUUAAAAAAAUUUCAUCAUUAAAAAGUUCGUUAGGAAGUAGCAAAGAUGUUUCAUCUAGCAGCGGAUCAAGUUGGGUAAAAUCUCUUUCUAGUUUCGGAGGAUCAUUGUUGAAAAAGAAAAAGAAAAAUAAAAUAUCGCCAGUAGAGAAUUUUUUUUCAGGCGGGACAAAAAAAUCCAAAAAGCGGCCAAAAAAUUCGUCAGUGGAAAAAUUGAAGAAUAUUAAAAAAUCAAUAUAUAAUAAAGGAAAAAAGAAAUAUAGAAAGAUGAAGAAAGUUGGAAAAUCAAUUAUUAAGGAAAGAAAAAAGGAAUAUAAAGAUUUAAAGAAAGCAAUGGACGAGAAGAAAAUGGAAUCGAAUGAGAAAAUUUUAACCGAUGACUUGGCAGAAUUAGAUCUCAAUGAGAAGGAAAAUAUUCCCAAAAAAGAGAAGAAAAAGAAAGGCUUUUGGGGUUAACUAAUGGAAAUUAGUAAGGAAAAAAUGAAGGCAUAAUUAUUUCAGUGUAAUUAAUAGAUAAAGAAAGAUACAUUGAAAAAAAUGUUUUAUUCAAAUAAUUGUGUAUAUAUUAUCAAAUAAAUAUUUAUUUGCAUCCAAUAA
Molecule: messenger RNA, 826 nt
Organism: Leptopilina boulardi
Lineage: Eukaryota; Metazoa; Arthropoda; Insecta; Hymenoptera; Figitidae
Exons: 6
Coding region: 143-685 (180 amino acids)
Source: RefSeq, a predicted model, not a curated record